AUGUUCAGAUCCCAGCUCGCCCAAUUCUUCCCGCCAAAGCCCACCUUCACCGAGGCCAAUGUCCCUCCGCAAGAUGGCAAGGUCUUCAUAGUGACGGGCGGCGCCUCGGGGAUCGGCCUGGAGCUGUCCAAGAUGCUGUACCAAAAAGGCGGUCGUGUCUAUAUCGCUGGCCGUUCGGAAGAGGACGCCCAACGCGCCAUACAAACCAUCCAGGCCGCCGUGCCCUCUCCCUCCGCCAGUGCCGCCCUCAUCUUCCUCCACCUCGACCUCUCCGACCUGACCACCAUCAAAACCGCCGUCGCCGCCUUCCAAUCCCAAGAAUCCACUCUCCACGUCCUCUUCAACAACGCAGGCGUCUCCCAACCGCCCCUCGGCAGCCUCUCCAAGCAGCGCAUCGAACUGCAACUCGCCACAAACUGCCUCGGCCCCUUCCUCCUCACCCAGCUGCUCCUCCCCCUCCUUGAAGCCACAGCCGCCACCACCACCCAAACUCCCACCACCGUCCGCGUAAUCUGGACCGCCAGCCAAAUGAUUGAACUCGCCGCCCCGCGCGGCAUCGUGCUCCCCACCCCGGAACUCCGCACCCCGCCCGCCGACACCGCGCGCUGCUACACCAACUCCAAGACGGGCAACUACCUGCUGGCCGCCGAGCUCGCGCGCCAGCAGCAGGAGCGGGUCACCACUACCACUGCCACUCCCACCCCCACUGGUAGCAAUGCCGCUGGUGUUGUUGGUGCCGUGCCGGUACUCAGCAUCGCCACCAACCCGGGCGCGGCCUCGACCGCACUCUUCCGACACACGCCGUGGACGGGGUACCUGGCGUGGCCGCUGCUGCAUGCGGCGCGGCUGGCGGCGCUGACGCAGUUGUAUGCGGGGCUGGCGGGGGAGGUGGCGGAGGCGGCGGCGGUUGGGACAGCUGGGGCAGCGGCAGGGGAGGUAGCGGGGGCGGGAGCGGGGGGUCAGGGGAAGGGGUUCUGUUAUGUGGUGCCGUGGGGUAGGGUGGCGACGGUGGUGAGGCAGGAUUUGGUGGAUGCGGGGAGGUUGGUGGGGGAUGGGGGUGGGAGUGGGAAGGCGAGGGAGUUUUGGGAGUUUUGUGAGGAGGUUACGGGGGAGUAUCGGUGA
This is a messenger RNA of Chaetomium globosum CBS 148.51, 1122 nucleotides long. RefSeq lists its product as uncharacterized. Bases 1 to 1122 code for a protein of 373 amino acids. Lineage: Eukaryota; Fungi; Ascomycota; Sordariomycetes; Sordariales; Chaetomiaceae. The transcript has a single exon. The record is from RefSeq and is a predicted model, not a curated record.